Neoarius graeffei (lesser salmon catfish) is the source of this 2970-nucleotide messenger RNA. Its product is annotated as occludin. The transcript has 8 exons. Gene Ontology annotation, cellular component: transcription elongation factor complex; membrane; bicellular tight junction. The record is from RefSeq and is a predicted model, not a curated record. NCBI's taxonomy places the organism in Eukaryota, Metazoa, Chordata, Actinopteri, Siluriformes, Ariidae. Gene Ontology annotation, molecular function: cis-regulatory region sequence-specific DNA binding. Bases 185 to 1747 code for a protein of 520 amino acids. Gene Ontology annotation, biological process: bicellular tight junction assembly; positive regulation of transcription elongation by RNA polymerase II; snRNA transcription by RNA polymerase II.
AAUAGCGGAGUCUGUGUUCUGUGUGAACAAACAAACCGGGCUGAAAUUCUCUCUGUUUGGGCUUUAAAAAGAUUUUUGCGCAUCUUUACUCGAAGAGGAAGACUUUAAAAAAACUUCAGAGGAGCUGACGGAGAGGAAUAGAACACAAAUUCGGACGUUAUUCAGUGUCUCAGGUGUCCCCACAAUGUUUGAAAAGCAGCCGUAUGACAGCCCCCCCACGUACAGCCCUCCAUCACACAGUUAUGGACCCCAGGGCAGUUUCCUCCCCCCUCAGAGCGAGUUUGACCCCUACCCCCCUCCUCCCGGGUCAUACUAUAUAGGAGAAGAAGUGCCACAACAUUUCUACAAAUGGACCUCUCCUCCCGUAAUCGUCAAAAUCAUGGAAGGUGCCAUUGUGGUGUUGUGUCUCGGCAUCUUCGCCUGCGUUGCGUCGACGCUUGUCUGGGACAUGCAGUACGGCUACGGAAACUACGGAGGUUAUGGAGGUUACGGAGGUUACGGCGGAUAUGGCCCCGGUUCUGGGUAUGGUCUCGGCAGCUACGGCUCUAACUACUACGGAUCUGGUAUGUACGGAUAUGGAGGCUACAGCUACAUGAGCCCGUAUUCUGCCAAAACCGCCAUGAUCUCAAUGGCUGCUAUCAACUUCUUUGUGGCGCUGGUCAUCGUCGUGGCUACUUUCUCCAAAACGAGGGCCAUCCGGAGCAGAAAGUUCUACCUGAUUGUGCUGGUGUCUUCCAUCAUCCUGGCCGUGCUGCAGGGAAUCAUCAAUAUCGUGUACAUCGUAGGAGUGAACCCCAUGGCUCAGAGCUCGGCCAGCGCUGUCUACAACCCCAUGCUGAUGAUGUGUCAGAGCCUGUACGGGAACAGUGUGACGGGAAUGGGCGGGGGAUUCCCUCUCUACAACCAGUACCUCUAUCACUACUGCUACGUUGAUCCUCAGGAGGCCGUGGCAAUGGUGUGUGGCUUCUUGGUGUUGAUUGCGCUGAUCGUAGCUGCGUUCUUCUCCUAUAAAACGAGGAGUAAGAUCUGGCGCUACGGAAAACACAACGUGUACUGGGACGAGCCGCUGACCGGUGGUGCCGAGGGCAGAAAUGUGGAGGACUGGGUGAACAACGUGGGUGAAGGACAGAGCAUCCACGAGCCCUCAGUGAUGUUCUCAGAGAAAGAAGCUCCGCCUCUGAACAAGUCCCAGAGUGUGAACUCCAUCCCCUUUAACAGCGACGCCUAUACUCCCCCAGCGUACUCGGAGCGUGUGUUCAGUCGUGCUCAGGAUCCAGAGAGCUCGAGUCCGUCUGAGAGAACCGAGAGGAAACCUGCAGCACUGCGCGGGAAACGCCGUAGGAGAAACCCGGAGCUGGAUGAGUCUCAGUAUGAAACGGAGUACACUACAGGAGGAGAAGGGAAUGAACUGGAUCCCAAUCACUGGUUCAGUGUGUACCCCGAGAUCACAUCCAGCUCUCAGAGACAGGAGUAUAAGAGGGAGUUUGACUCGGAUCUGCGCGCAUACAAACAGCUGUGUGCUGAAAUCGACGACAUCAACGACGAGCUGAACAAACUGAGCCGAGAACUCGACAUGCUGAACGAGGGGACGAGCAAAUACCAGGCCGUAGCAGAGGAAUUUAACCGACUAAAAGAUCUGAAACGGAUGCCGGAUUAUCAGGAGAAAAAGCAGCGCUGCCGUCGCCUGCGUCACAAACUCUUCCACAUCAAACGCAUGGUGAAGGAUUACGACCGAGCUCAUUCCUAAAGCUCCACCUGACCUUUAACCCCUCCUCCUGGAACCGACAAGCCUGUGUGUGUGUGUGAGAGAGAGAGAGGUGUGGCUCAGAGUGAUAAGGGCUGUGCUAAGCAUUCUGCUUUUUUUAAGCAGGACAGAGAAAUGUAAUUUGGGCAAUAACGAGCGUGUGUGUGUGUGUGUGUGUGUGCGCACGCGUGAAAUAAAAAUAAAUGUAAUGAAGUAAAAUUUAAAAUGAUUUUAGUGUAACACACACACACGCAGUGAGAUGGUUGGAGUUAAACCCUUUGUUUAUGUGGUGAUGAAUUUGUGUAAAUGAUCCACUCCAAGAUUUAAAAUAUUCAGUGUGUUUGUUUGUUUGUUUGGUGCUGAAUAGAUUUUUGUUUUGUUUUUUUUAAUCUGCUUAUUUUGGUUAUUUGUGUCACACAUUCAUUUGGCAUUGAGGUUUUUUGGCAACUGAACCACAAUCCUCUGAGUCAGGAAAAGAAAAUUCAUCUGUACGAAUCUGCGACUUCACUGAAAGAGUAAAAAUGAAGAACUGUAGUGUGUUUAAGGUUGAAGUGAUCCACUCAGACUGAGUUUAUAAUGAGUUUGAUUUGAAAUCUAAAGAAAAUCUGUUUGCAUGUGUAUUUAACUUGAUUUCAUUUCGUUUUGUUACCUUGUUCCUCGUCUGUGAUUUUAUUUGUCGUAUAAAUUAAAAAUCUCCACUGUAUUAAUGUGAUUUCUGUAUUAAACCGUGUAAAUACUGUACUAAUAUUACUUUUCUUUGAGCAGACUGAAUUUCGGUGUGUGCGUUUCACACUCCUGAAAAUUACAGUCAUGUCUGGGAUUAUACACUUUUUUUUAUUAUUAUUAUUUUAAUUUUUUAAGCCAAGCUGUUUCUGGUUUUGUUUUGUUUGUUUUAUUUACUUUUCUGAACAAAUGUGCCAAUAUGCAACUCUGAUGUACAUAAGUGCUGUUAAAUCAUCAAUAUUGAUGAAAUCUGUUUAUCUGUUUAUUUUUUUAAUUGACUGUGAGAUGAAGAGAUCAGAUUCUUCAUCAUCAUCAUCAUCAUCACUGCUCUGUGUUUCUGAUUAUUCAUCAUGACAGCAGAUCAGACGUGUGUUUUUAUUUUCCUUUUAGUCUCCAGGAUUUAUUCCUGUUUCGUUUUUUGUUUUGUUUUUUGUGUGUACAAAAAUUAUAAUAAUUCAUCAUAAAGGGCAUCUGUGAAUUUGUGGGUUUUGUUUUUCCUUCAU